Zonotrichia leucophrys gambelii is the source of this 2147-nucleotide messenger RNA. RefSeq names its product acyl-CoA (8-3)-desaturase-like. Gene Ontology annotation, biological process: lipid metabolic process. The transcript has 12 exons. The record is from RefSeq and is a predicted model, not a curated record. Bases 67 to 1395 code for a protein of 442 amino acids. Gene Ontology annotation, cellular component: membrane. Gene Ontology annotation, molecular function: oxidoreductase activity, acting on paired donors, with oxidation of a pair of donors resulting in the reduction of molecular oxygen to two molecules of water. Lineage: Eukaryota; Metazoa; Chordata; Aves; Passeriformes; Passerellidae.
GGGCUCCGCGGAGGCGGAGCCGGGCCGGGCCGAGCCGAGCCGAGCCUGGGCGAGCCGAUCCCGGCCAUGGAGGGCUCGGAGCCCGUGCGGAGGGAGAUGCGGCGCUUCACCUGGGAGGAGAUCGGGCAGCGGAACGGGCGGGGGCCGGCGCCGCAGGAGCGCUGGCUGGUGAUCGACAGGAAGGUGUACGACAUCAGCCACUUCUGCCGGAGACACCCGGGCGGCUCCCGGGUCAUCAGCCACUACGCCGGGCAGGACGCCACGGAUCCUUUCAUUGCUUUCCAUCUUGACAAGGCACUGGUCAGGAAGUACAUGAACCCUCUCCUGAUUGGGGAACUGGCACCAGAUCAGCCCAGCUUUGAGCCCAGCAAGAACAAAAAGCUGGUGGAGGAUUUCCGUGAGCUCCGUGCCACCGUGGAGAGGAUGGGGCUUCUCCAGCCCAACCACAUCUUUUUCAUCCUUUAUCUCUGCCACAUCUUGAUGCUGGAUGUUGCAGCCUGGCUCAUCAUCUGGUAUUUUGGAGCAUCCUUGGUGCCUUUCCUCUUCUCUGCUGUGCUUCUGGGCACUGUCCAGGCCCAGGCUGGCUGGCUGCAGCAUGAUUUUGGACACCUGUCAGUGUUCAGCAAGUCCAGGUGGAACCACUGGGUGCACAAGUUCGUCAUCGGCCACCUCAAGGGAGCCCCGGCCAGCUGGUGGAAUCACCUCCACUUCCAGCACCACGCCAAGCCCAACUGCUUCCGGAAGGAUCCCGAUGUCAACAUGCACCCCUUGUUUUUUGCUCUGGGGAAAACCCUCUCUGUGGAGCUUGGUGUGCAAAAGAAGAAAUUCAUGCCUUACAACCACCAGCACAAGUACUUCUUCAUCAUUGGUCCCCCAGCGCUGGUGCCCCUUUAUUUCCAGUGGUACAUCUUCUACUUCGCCGUGCAGCGCAAGCAGUGGGUGGACCUGGCCUGGAUGCUGUCCUUCUACAUCCGAUUCUACCUCACCUACUUGCCCUUCCUGGGUGUGAAGGGUACCCUGGCGCUCCACCUGCUAGUCAGGUUUAUAGAAAGCAACUGGUUUGUCUGGGUCACACAAAUGAAUCACAUCCCCAUGCACAUUGAUUAUGAUAAGAAUGUGGACUGGUUCUCUACCCAGCUCCAGGCAACCUGCAAUGUUCAUCAGUCCUUCUUCAAUGACUGGUUCAGUGGCCACCUGAACUUCCAGAUCGAGCACCACCUUUUCCCUACAAUGCCACGGCACAACUACUGGAAGGUGGCACCUCUGGUGAAGUCCCUGUGUGCCAAGCAUGGCAUUGAGUACCAGUGCAAGCCUCUGCUCACAGCCUUUGCAGACAUCGUGCACUCUUUGAAAGAUUCAGGAGAGCUCUGGCUCGAUGCUUAUCUACAUAAGUAAGCAGCAGUGGAUCCCUGCAGAGGAAUUCCCCAGCCUUGCUGCCUCCUGUGGUGGUCACCCUGAAGAUCCUGCACUGAGGAGAGCUGGCUAAGCCAGAUUUGGGGAGGUGGUGCUGCUUAAUUCCAUGGAUGAAUGUAAUUAAUAUGAUUUUUCCUUUUAUUUGGUUGGUUUUCUUUUUUUGUUGUUUUUUUGUAAUAUGUGCUGUUAAUUUUUUCUUGUGCUUCUUUCAUUCCUCUUCUCUGGUGCUGAGUGCUGGGGAGAAGCUGGAUGAUGGAGGUUGUGUCCCACCAAGCUGGGUGCAGCUUUGGGACUGGGAACAGAUUUCUUUCCAUCUGCUGAUCCUUCAUUUAUUGAGUAUAUAGGAAGGAAGCUUCUUAUCUAACAUAGGCUUUUUGGGGUGGCUCUCACUGUGAGUGUAGUAAGAAAGUUGGGAGAGUGUGAAAUCAAGGAAUGUGGGAAUUAGGGAAAUGUGGAAGCUCUAAGGAAUUGUGUAGGUUCAGUAUUUUCAAAUCCCUGUUUGUAAUAGGGAGCUCCCAGACCAAUUUGUACAUAUGUGGGUGGGGAGGUGCAGGCAGCAGCUCUCUAGGAACAGGAUCUAGUUAGAGCCCUCAUUGAGGUAGGGAAACAGGAAAGUGGAAGUUGUUCCAUGGGCCGUGUUCUGUGGGAAUGCUGCCCUCCACAUCUCUGGAAGCCUCUAGAUUAUUUGGCCACUGGUGACAUUCCAGGGGGAUCUGCAAGGGGUUUCCUCCGUG